AUGUCGACUUUUGAUUUUAGCGAUAAAAAGCCCUUAAGUGGUGGUUGGAUGGUUAAGAAGACCACUAUUUACAUUCUGGUUGUAGUUGCGCUUAUAAUUCUCACUGGUGCUGUGUUGUUGGCGUAUCUUGUUCCCGAUAGAGAGUGUGAAGUGACCCAGAUUGAGUUGCCAGAUGACCCAGAAACGAUCAAGAUGCCAAAACCUGUUGACAUCCCAAAAACUGACCCAGUACCAGAAGCCAGAUUACCGACUACUGUGAUUCCAUAUCACUAUGAUGUUAAACUACAGGUCUAUCUUGAUGAACAAUUAGACGGUGACAAAUACCUCGAUAUUGACGGUGAGACUUAUAUUUACGUGACGUGUAAAGAAGCAACAGACGAAAUCACUGUGCAUAUUAAAACAAUGACUGUCGACAGCUGUGACGUAUUUGAAACCGAUAAUAACCAGCAGAUUUCUGUCACAAGCACAGAGACUGUACCCGAAAACGAGUUUUACGUCAUCAAGCUAUCGCGGAGCUUAGGUGUUGGACAAAAGUAUAAAAUACAUUUCAAUCAUACGGGUACUUUAAAUCAGACAGAUUUACGUGGUUUCUACUACGCAACAUAUACAGAGGAUGGGGAAGAAAAAACAUUUGCGGCAACUCAGUUUGAACCAAGUCGCGCGCGUCGUGCAUUCCCAUGCUUCGAUGAACCAGCACUGAAGGCAACGUUCACCACUACUCUGAUUUAUCGAACGGGACGUAUUGCAUUGGCCAACACGGAGGUUGUAAGGAAUGGUACAUAUUUGGAGGGGUGGAUAGAGACUGAAUACGAUAAGACAGUUGUGAUGUCUAGUUAUUUGAAUGCAUAUACCAUAGGUGAUUGGGAAUGUAUCUAUAAUACGUCAAGAAACAACAUAUCGUUUGGGGUUUGCUCUCAGCCAUCGCUCAUUGAAGACACUGAGUAUGCUCUGUAUACCGGUAUGGACCAAAUGUCAAUGUUCGAAGACUUAUGGAACAUGCCUUUCCCUAUGACAAAGACAGACAUGCCGGCGUUGCCAGUGUUUGGACCAGGCGCUAUGGAGAAUUGGGGUUUGAUUUUAUACAGGGAGAUAUACAUCAUUUACAACCCACGUGACUUUACACCUAGUAGAAAGCAGGGAGUUGCGGCAGUAGUUGCACAUGAAUUAGCUCAUAUGUGGUAUGGAAACGCCGUUACAAUGGAAUGGUGGAACGAUCUAUGGCUGAAUGAAGGAUUUGCUACUUAUUUCCAAUACUACGGAUUGGAUUACUCAGUACCUGGUUUUGACACAUUUGACCAAUUAUUCCUGAGGGAUGUGACUUAUCGGGCGAUGAGAUCAGAUCAAGUCGGUACAUCCACACCUGUGAGCGCCGAGAGGACUAUUUACAGGAUGAUAUAUCAAAAGGGAGGCGCUUUAAUUAAUAUGAUGGCUGAUUUCCUCACUCAAGACUUGCUGUUUGAUGGGUUACGAAAAUAUUUACACAGACAUGAAUGGGGAAACACAGUCAAUGAUGACCUUUGGACCGCACUGACGGAAACCGUUGACGCUCAUUUGGGAAAAAGGAUGAAUGAGACCUUGGGCUAUGACAUGAAAGAUAUAAUGGACACGUGGGUCCUACAGAUGGGUUUUCCUGUUGUGACUUUGACGAGAACAGCAACCAAUUUAGUUACGGCUGAACAAGAGCAUUUCCUACUUGAUCCGAACGAUGAACCACAAGAAGACCCAGGGUUACCACAGCUAGGAUACGUAUGGCACAUUCCUUUAACUUACACACACGAAGCGGAGUUGAAUUUCCACACGCCGACGAGAACUUGGUUACAUAAAACCGGAGGUAGGCUGAAUAUGCAAAUAUUAAGACGAAAAAUAUGUUGUCAUAACGUUCCAAAAUAUAACGACGUCAAACGUACUUUCUCCCUUUUGUGCAUACCGUGA
Messenger RNA from Saccoglossus kowalevskii, 1932 nucleotides. Its product is annotated as aminopeptidase N-like. Lineage: Eukaryota; Metazoa; Hemichordata; Enteropneusta; Harrimaniidae. Gene Ontology annotation, cellular component: cytoplasm; membrane. Gene Ontology annotation, molecular function: metalloaminopeptidase activity; peptide binding; zinc ion binding. The record is from RefSeq and is a predicted model, not a curated record. Gene Ontology annotation, biological process: peptide catabolic process; proteolysis.